UAGAGGGAGGAAGGAGGGGAAGAUGACCGAGAGGUAGGGGAAGGAGAAGGAGAGCUGAGUACCGGUGGUCGGUCCAGUGGGGUUGAUGCUGAUAAGGAUUUGAAGCACUGAAGGUCAACGCUGCUUUUCAUUUCAUCAACCAAAACUGCAACUAAAACGGCAUAAUUUCAUUCAACACUUCAACUAAAAUACGGCACCGUAUGGUAUUUAAUUUGGCUCGUCCAGUGGGAAAAGAAUGAUAGGAAAUAAACUCCCUAUAUAAACUUCGAAGCUCAGGCUCGGAGAAAGCAGAUGCAGACGCAGUUGAGAGGAAUGAUGGAAAAGGGAAAGAAAGGGAAAGGAGAGAGGAAAUGCAGGGAGAGAAAGGAUUGAGAUUUUUUAACCUAAGAUUCAUUUUUUCAACCUCUUAUAGUUUGUGCUUCAGAUAUUUUUUGUUUCUUUUGUUCCCCGAGUGAUUCUCCUUCGCUUUGGUUGAAGCUGCAUUAUUAAGUCAAGGAACUGAAGAGACCAUUUUUGAAGAUGAUGUUGGUCAAAAGUUUGCUUGCAAGGUCUGUCCCCUACACUAGAGGUUUUUCUUAUACUCCUCCAAGUGUGCUUAGAACUGGUGAUAUCUUAAGGCAAACAAGAACAUUCUCAUAUCAAGACCUUAUAGAUUACUCAAAGGUGAGUCAUGACUUAAAUCCGCUUCAUUUGGAUUCUGAAGCUGCCCGGGAUUCUGGAUUCGAGGAUCGGAUUGUGCAUGGAAUGCUUCUUGCUGCAUUGUUUCCUCAGAUUAUUGCAUCCCAUUUUCCUGGAGCAGUGUAUGUUUCUCAAAGCUUGCAUUUUAAGAGCCCUGCAUAUAUUGGAGAGGAGGUUGUUGGUGAGGUACAAGCUAUUAAUAUAAGAGAGAACAAAAGGAGAUACAUAGCAAAAUUCUCGACCAAGUGCUUCAAGAAUGGUGAGCUUCUCGUUAUUGAUGGUGAGGCCACGGCAAUUUUACCAACCCUAGUUGUGGAAAAUAGAUCAAAAGGAGCUGGCGCAAAUGCUAGUGACUGGUGGAAGAAUUGAUAACGUUCAUCUGUCAAUUUUCCUCUUUUAAGAAUUUUAGUGUACAGAACUAUUUUAGCAGUUGGAGUCAAAUUUUAAACUUAUGUUUGUUGGGAAAGCAUGAAUUAACUCGCAGUCAAUGCAGUUUGUUAAAAUUGUGAUUUAUAUUAAUUUUAUUUUCGUCAUUUUCUUCAUUCUGCA
Messenger RNA from Jatropha curcas, 1227 nucleotides. Its product is annotated as hydroxyacyl-thioester dehydratase type-like protein. Gene Ontology annotation, molecular function: (3R)-hydroxyacyl-[acyl-carrier-protein] dehydratase activity. Gene Ontology annotation, cellular component: mitochondrion. Gene Ontology annotation, biological process: fatty acid biosynthetic process. NCBI's taxonomy places the organism in Eukaryota, Viridiplantae, Streptophyta, Magnoliopsida, Malpighiales, Euphorbiaceae. The record is from RefSeq and is a predicted model, not a curated record.